Messenger RNA from Sclerotinia sclerotiorum 1980 UF-70, 1908 nucleotides. RefSeq lists its product with no specific name. The transcript is spliced from 4 exons. Bases 1 to 1908 code for a protein of 635 amino acids. Lineage: Eukaryota; Fungi; Ascomycota; Leotiomycetes; Helotiales; Sclerotiniaceae. The record is from RefSeq and is a predicted model, not a curated record.
AUGGAGACUUAUGGCAAAAAGAAGAAGACUCUGAUGGGUUCGUUCGCUUCACUCAGGAAUUCACAGUACAAUAAAUCAAAGAAGAACAGAGUCAACAGGAGAGAGUUGAGUACGCGCCAAUUAUCAGCUUUUCACUCAACAUCCGGCAUUGAAGAACAGGAUUCCGUCGAAGAAGUCCCGAGUGAGGAGGGAAAUGGAUUGGCAGAGGAGCCUGUCAUCCACCAACCACACAAUACGACUACAACCAUUGAGAAUACUCUACCACAAUUGCCUAGUCUCAAUUUUAGUGAACAAGAGAUGUGGAUUGCGGGAAAGGGCACUACUACGGGAGCGAACAACUCAAACGUUGAUUGCCAUAAGGGAAAGGCUUCCCACACAAGGAAGAACUCUGCACCUCCUAUUCCGAGAAAGUCAUCGAAGAGACAGUCAGCAUUAGCUAAGACAGCUCGCCAUAGGAGCCCAACGAAAGACUCUCAAACCCGAAGAUUUCCCAAGGAACCAAUCAGUCGAGUAUUGAACGGUUCUAACGAAAAAUCCCAUCCAGCUGUUAGCCCGUCAGAUCCUAAUGCUAUAAAUGCUUCGGUUGCACAGACAUUAAAGGCAAUGGAAGAGCUCAAGCCUGGAUCAACAAACACUUUGAUAGUUGAAAAAAAGCGACGCUUAAGAGCUGGGGCCUUUUUGAAGGUUAAGAGCGUUUUGCAAGGGAGUUUUCGUCGUCGAAAGAACGAUAGCACCCAAGAAGAUUCCUUGGAUAACUCCAGUUUCGUCGUCACGCCACAGGUUCGAGAGCACGUCGUUAGACGCUCGGAAUCUGACAGUACAAAGCUUCAAAACUUAAGAGGAAAUUCUAGAAUUCACAGAAAACCACUUAACAAUGACGGCAGAUCCUUCUACAGCCAGCAGUCAGCAUUGGCGGACCCAUUUACAGAGCCGCCAAGUUCGAGUGAUCAAACGAUGCCUCCUUCCAUUUUCAAUAGUCAGAUGCUUGGAAUUGGAUCCUUGCCGGAAUUUUCAAGCCCUCCUCGUACAAACAAGAAGGUUUCGUCUUACCGAAAUACCAAGGGCUUCGAUGAUCUGGACUCUUUACUUACCUCGAGUCCUUUGGCUCAAUCAACUCCGAGACUGCGACUAGAGUGCAAUCAUACCGAUCCGGACAGAACCAGAAGAAUGCAGAAGGUGGAUGCAGGAUCUCCAUCUGUCCUCGAUCAUAAUGUUUUAAUUGAAAACAGCGAGGUCUAUCAAGGUAUGCUCGCUGAUAGUCCAGUCAAAGUCAAAGACCCAAAUCAACCUGAGCACCGCCGAAAAUUAGUACAGCAGGUUGGAAUGCUAAGAGAGAAGACUGUUAACAACUUUGUUGCCGCCGUCCAAACCUUAUCCGGAUCCACAAGCGAUUCAGGUUUUGCCCCUCUCAAUCGGAAGUGGAAGAAGAACCCUUCCCCAAGUAAGGCACGACUAGAAGAAUUGAGCAGAAAUCUUCCACAUUUCCCUGAGCCAGAGCCUAUGCUCUAUCGUGCCCACAAGCACAAAGAUAGUAAUGACAUUCACAAGGCAACUUUUGCUUUGCGAGAAAAGCGUAAGAAUAAUGAUCAAGAAAAUAAGGAGCUCUUAGAAGGACUGCUCACUUCAGAUGAGGAUAGUCAAGACAGCGAGGAGAGUGAGGAUACAGAGCGGAGUUUCCCUCGGAAAGAUAAUAUGUUAAGAAGGGCUUCCGCAUCUUUGCCACUUAUCAAUCCAUCGUCCAGACCAAUAUCCGCAAGCCAGUCAUCACCAGCCCUUGGUGUUGAGGGUUUGGAGGUUAGAGCUUCUGUUCAACCUAGAAACAUCAUGGAUCAGGACGAUUCAAUGAUGGAUCUGGAUGAAUUACAAUGGGACGAAACUAUGUAUGAUGUCGGCAUGAGGCAUUUCUAG